AUGGUGGGGGAACUAGAUGGUGAGAUUUACUCAGAUAAGCCCAGCAAGCGCCUAGUGCCGCAGAGGAAGGUGAACCUCCUCCCCAGCGGCCUGAGGGGGAAUUUCCUUCCUCUGGCGAUCAGCUCGACCCUGAGCGUGGGGGCCGGGAACCGGCCAGACACGCCUGAGAGAGAGAAUGCUUUGUGCUUCCCAGAUCCUGGCUACUCAGACCCUGAGAUUCUCCCUGCGAUGACAUUUUUCCGGAUCCUCAGCACCAUCCUGGUUCUGCUCAGCCUCCUGCUGCUGAUGAUCGCCCUGGGCUUCGAUUUCUGGGUGACGGACAACAGUAGCAUCCAGAUCGGGCUGUGGAAGACCUGCAUCCGUUCAGUGUGUUUUCAAUAUUCUCCAGUACCAGGUUACAUUGAUGCCACCAGGGCUUUCCUGUUCCUGGCCCUGAUCGCCGGGUUUCUCUCCCUCUUCGCUCUCAUCGCUUCGAUAUUCCGCUCCCACCUCGGCCCCGUGGCCCUGACCCUGGUCUCUGCCGUGGGCAGCUUCAGCGCAGGGCUCUGUGCCAUGAUCGCGCUGGCCGUGUUCACAGGAGAAGUAGCUAAGACCUCGAAUGUCCCACUAGGCCAAGUCCCCUUCGGCUGGUCCUUCGGCCUCGGCUGGGCCUCCUUCCCCCUCUUCCUUAUCACUGGUGCAGUGAUGAUGUUCGUCCAGAAAUCGCCCUCGAGCUGAGCCUGGGGCCGUGCUGCCCGAAGGGGGCCAGAUGCAGCCUGCAGCGUCACGGGGCCGAUUCCCUCAACAGCUCCGAUAGGGGACGGGGGGGUAUCUGUGUAGCCCUGGCCUUUCUCUAUGCUGGGAGCUCCCCCCCCUCCAGCUCCCCCCACACACAGUCCAGCCCCGUCCUUUGG
This is a messenger RNA of Gopherus evgoodei (Goodes thornscrub tortoise), 893 nucleotides long. RefSeq names its product protein NKG7-like. Gene Ontology annotation, cellular component: plasma membrane. NCBI's taxonomy places the organism in Eukaryota, Metazoa, Chordata, Testudines, Testudinidae. The record is from RefSeq and is a predicted model, not a curated record. Bases 1 to 717 code for a protein of 238 amino acids. The transcript is spliced from 5 exons.